Humulus lupulus (European hop) is the source of this 1362-nucleotide messenger RNA. RefSeq lists its product as uncharacterized. The coding region runs from base 1 to 1080 and encodes 359 amino acids. Gene Ontology annotation, molecular function: flavin adenine dinucleotide binding; electron-transferring-flavoprotein dehydrogenase activity. The record is from RefSeq and is a predicted model, not a curated record. The transcript is spliced from 4 exons. Lineage: Eukaryota; Viridiplantae; Streptophyta; Magnoliopsida; Rosales; Cannabaceae. Gene Ontology annotation, cellular component: cytoplasm.
AUGGAAAAAUCAGGUGUGGAGAAGCGUAGGGUGGUGGUGGUAGGAGGCGGUGUAGCUGGUUCUAUUGUCGCUCAAUCUCUCCAAUUUUGUGCUGACGUCGUUCUUAUCGAUCAGAAGGAGUAUUUCGAGAUAGCAUGGGGGACGUUGAGAGCAAUGGUGAAGCCAUCAUUCGCCGAGAGAAUAGUGAUUAAUCACUCUGAUUAUCUUAGAAAUGUGAAUAUUGUUGCAUCAACUGCUGUUAAUGUCACAGAUACUGAAGUUUCCACCGCAGAUGGCCAAUCUCUUCCGUAUGAUUAUCUUGUCAUCGCCACCGGUCACAAAGACUUUUUUCCAAGAACAAGAGACGAGAGGCUUAGUCAGUACGAAGCAGAGUUUGAGAAGAUUAAGUCGGCGAAUUCGAUUUUGAUAGUGGGAGGAGGUCCAACGGGUGUGGAACUAGCUGGUGAAAUUGUAUACGACUUUCCAGAGAAGAAGGUGACUAUGGUGCACUCUGGGGCAAGGUUACUAGAAUUUGUGGAUUCCAAGGCUUCACAAAAGGCAUUGGAAUGGUUAAUAUCAAAGAAUGUUGAAGUUCUUUUGGGUCAAUCAGUGAAUGUGGAAGGUGUAUCAGAUGGUCAUUUCCAAACCUCUAAGGGAGAAACUAUAAAAGCCGAUCGCCAUUAUGUUUGCACUGGUAAACCAGUGGGUUCAUCUUGGCUUACUGAGACUGUUUUGAAGGAUAGUUUGGGUAUUCAUGGGAGGUUAAUGGUGGAUGAGAAUCUGAGAGUCAGAGGUCGUAAGAAUGUCUUUGGUAUUGGAGACAUCACAGAUGUUAAGGAGAGGAAGCAUAGGUAUAUAGCACAAAAACAUGCACAAAUAGCAGUGAAGAAUUUGAAGGUGUUGUUAGUGGGAGGGAAAGAGAGCAAGAUGGCUAAAUACAAGAAUUUUUUAGAAACCACACUUAUUUCACUUGGGAGGAAAGAAGGUGUAGCUCAAUUUCCAUUUGUGACUAUUAGUGGUUGCAUUCCUGGGAAGAUUAAGUCUGAGGACUUGUUUGUUAGCAAAACAAGGAAACAGCUUGGUCUAAAACCUGAUUGCUAAUCCUACCAAUCUUUCCCUCUCUCAUUCUAAUUUGCUUUUCUUCUCAUUUUUUUAGGCAAUGGAUGUAAUUAGUUGAUUUUUUUUUUCAUUUUAAUUAGCAAUCAUAAUUUGUUUUUGUUCUUUUUUUUGUCAGACAUAAUUUGUUUUUAUUAAUUACGAACAAUACAUGAAUAGCCAAUAAUAUAUCAUCUGACUUAGAGUAUAUAAGUCAAUCUUUUAGCAAUUAACACUUCGGUGUUCAACAUGUUAUUAUUACUGUCUAUAUAAAUUAUUGUGAUGAUA